GGAGCCGAGGCUGAGUCUUCCCGUAUCCCAGCGUGCAUCUCGCGGGCGAUGGCCGCCGCCAUGGAGGAAGAGGAGCUGGAGUUUGUGGAUGAGCUGGAGGGUGUGUUGUACCUGAGCCCGGAGGUGCAGCUGGCGAUAGAGCAGGUAUCCAGUGAGCGAUGGGUGGCACGUUUCCUUGCUCGACGAAUCUGUGACAAAAAUGAGACCAACCCAACAAGCGAGGAGGUGUUCCCCAGUCAGGAUCCCUUGGACAGGGCUGAUUUCAAUGCGGUGGAAUACAUCAACACGCUGUUCCCAACAGAACAGUCUUUAGCUAACAUUGAUGAAGUUGUAAACAAGAUUAGACUAAAGAUAAGGCGUUUGGAUGAUGACAUUCGAACCGUAGUGAGAGGACAGACCAAUGUGGGACAGGAUGGCCGACAGGCCUUGGAAGAAGCACAAAAAGCCAUUCAGCAGCUAUUUGCCAAGAUUAAAGACAUUAAGGACAAAGCAGAGAAAUCAGAACAGAUGGUCAAGGAAAUCACACGUGAUAUUAAACAACUUGAUCAUGCAAAACGCCACCUCACUACCUCCAUCACCACACUCAAUCACCUGCAUAUGCUCGCAGGCGGCGUCGACUCAUUGGAGGCUAUGACUCGCCGCAGACAGUAUGGAGAAGUGGCUAACCUCAUGCAAGGAGUCGUAAACGUGUUGGAGCAUUUUCAAAAGUAUAUGGGUAUUCCACAGAUCCGCCAGCUCUCUGAAAGGGUUCGAGCUGCUCAGACCGAGCUGGGACAACAGAUCCUGGCAGAUUUUGAAGAGGCCUUCCCAUCCCAGGGAACAAAGAGACCAGCGGGUCCCAGUAACGUACUGCGCGAUGCCUGCCUUGUUGCCAAUGUGUUGGAUCCAAAAAUUAAACAGGAAAUCAUUAAAAAGUUUACAAAGCAACAUCUUUCAGAGUACCUUGUUCUGUUCCAAGAAAACCAAGAUGUGGCAUGGCUGGAUAAGAUAGAUCGACGCUAUGCAUGGAUUAAACGGCAACUGGUAGAUUACGAAGAGAAAUAUGGCCGGAUGUUCCCACAGGAAUGGUGCAUGAGUGAACGGAUCACUGUGGAGUUUUGCCACGUCACCAGGAUUGAGCUGGCUAAAAUAAUGCGAACAAGAGCCAAGGAAAUUGAAGUGAAGCUGCUGCUGUUUGCAAUUCAAAGAACAACAAAUUUUGAGGGGCUCUUAGCCAAACGAUUCUCAGGCAGCACACUGAUGGAUGGUAUAGUGAAAAAGCCUGAAGCACCACCACCAUCCACAAACCCAUUCCUGGAAGAUGAAACUGGAGUAGAGUGUGACAGCGAGAAAGAAGGAGACCUGGAGAAGCCAAAGAAGCCCAAAGCCCCAGACAACCCUUUCCACGGCAUUAUCUCCAAAUGUUUUGAACCACAUCUCUAUGUUUAUAUUGAAUCACAGGAUAGGAAUCUCAGUGAACUGAUUGACAGGUUUGUGGCGGAUUUCAAAGCCCAGGGUCCUCCGAAGCCAAACACCGAUGAAGGGGGUGCUGUGCUCCCUAGCUGUGCUGAUCUGUUUGUCUACUACAAGAAAUGCAUGGUGCAGUGCUCCCAACUCAGCACUGGAGAGCCAAUGAUUGCUCUAACAACCAUAUUCCAGAAAUACCUGCGAGAAUACGCGUGGAAAAUCCUCUCCGGAAACCUGCCUAAAACUACAAGCAGCAGUGGUGGCCUGACCAUUUCCAGCCUACUAAAGGAGAAAGAAGGAUCCGAGGUAGCAAAGUUCACAGUGGAGGAGCUCUGCCUCAUUUGUAGCAUUCUCAGCACAGCGGAGUACUGCUUAGCAACAACACAACAGCUUGAAGAGAAACUCAAAGAGAAGGUGGAUGUAAGUCUAGUGGAAAGGAUUAAUCUGAUGUCAGAAAUGGACACCUUCAGCACUGUGAUUUCUAAUAGUAUCCAGUUGUUAGUUCAGGACUUGGAUGCAGCCUGCGAUCCUGCACUGACCGCCAUGAGUAAAAUGCCAUGGCAAAAUGUGGAACAUGUUGGUGAUCAGAGUCCAUAUGUCACAUCCAUAAUCCUCCAUAUCAAACAGAAUGUGCCCAUCAUCCGAGAUAACCUUGCCUCCACUCGCAAGUACUUCACACAGUUCUGCAUCAAAUUUGUCAACUCCUUCAUUCCAAAGUUUAUCAACCAUCUCUUCAAGUGCAAGCCAAUCAGUAUGGUGGGGGCAGAGCAGCUUCUGCUAGACACUCAUUCUCUGAAAACCGUUCUGCUUGAUCUUCCUUCCAUUGGUUCUCAAGUUAUACGCAAAGCUCCAGCAAGCUACACAAAAAUUGUCGUCAAAGGCAUGACUCGCGCGGAGAUGAUUCUGAAGGUGGUAAUGGCACCUCAUGAAGCCUCUGUGGUGUUUGUAGAUAAUUACAUCAAACUCCUGGCUGAUUGUAGUACAGACACGUUCCAGAAAGUUCUUGACAUGAAGGGUCUGAAACGAAGUGAACAGAGCAGCAUGCUGGAACUUUUCCGACAGAGGCUACCUAACCCCCCUUCAGGUGGAGAAAACAGCUUAACAACAUCGCUAUCUGCCCCGUCCCCUGAACAGGAAUCUUCCAGGAUCCGUAAACUGGAGAAACUCAUUAAAAAGAGACUGUAAACGAAGCACAAAAGUGGCAUAGAUCAGCUUUUGUGAAAUAACUGCUUUAUCCAGUUGCCAAAUUGGCAAAGGACUUUUCUUUUCCUCUCCCCUCCUCUUUCUGCAUCCCCUCUUUGUUCUCUUCUCUGUCACACGAGCAGCAGCCAUGCUGUUUGUUUUGUUUCUGUUCCUGGUAAGAUGUGAGUUCACUACUGCAACUGCAGUAAUCUUUCCAGCUGAGGAAACCUCCAGCAGAUCAGAACCUAGAGACAGCUCCAGAGCUUAUUGUUCUGAUUUGGAGUCAGAAGUCUGAGCUGCCUGUGCAGUUUCAUGUUCUGACAUUGCACGGGAGACUCAAAAUUUACCUGGGUAUAUUUAAAACGACUAUUAUUGAGUUUUAGUGUCACUGGCAUUUCACACAAAAGAUAUUUUUGUGUUCCUUGUGGGUCUAAUGCAGUCAUGGAAGUAUGGUCGUCCAAGAGUUCGAGGCAGCAGAGCCUCCAAACGUAAAGGGGAAUACUUCUUAGCAAUGAACUGAUUGCCCAGCAGUUGACUGGAAUUGUAAAGACAGUGCCCAAAAUCUUAGGAUCUAACACUGUACUCUUCUGUUGGAAUUGGAAAGAUCCCAUAAUGGUUACAGACUUGACCAGAUGGAAAUUGUAAAGAAACACUUAAUACUGAUCACUGAGGUUAUGAAACACAAUUUGUUCAACUGACCAGUGGUGUAAUUUCAUUUUUUCAAAGGAAAGAUUAUACAGUUAACAUGUUGAGUGUUGAAGUUCUGCCACAUCCUGGAAUGCAUUUUCUGGAAUGCACUCCAGAAACCUUCAGAACGUUACCAGGACUUUGAGUACAGUAACCAUUUGUUAAGGGCAAGAACACAAACGUUUUCCAACUCUGUGUGGUGCCAAAGACCUCACAAUAGAGGACUUAGUGUGUCUGCAAACUAAUUAAUGUAUAUUUGUAACUCUUUAUGUGACAAGGCACCAUUAAAGAAGUAUAAAAUAUGCUGAAGGGCUUAUGAAAUCCUAAUAGUCUUUAAAUGAACGAGAAUGAAAUAUGGCAGUACAGUAACUCAAGCAGUUGAGGGCUUGAUUCACAAGUGAAGUGUCAUGAGUCUUUGUUAAUACAGUUAAUACAGUUAAUGAAAUCCCUUAUAGAUGUGAACUUGGGAGAAGGGUUAAGACACAGUUUGAUUAAUCUAAUUCGCAUAUCAGCAUUAACGUUGGCUGUUGCAUAAAGGACUGAAGGGCAUGGGAAGUGAGAGCAUUUUUAUUUCACCUCUGUAUCUUGGGUUUGAUCUUGAAUAAUGCUUGGACGAAAGCCCUCACUCUGGAAAAGUGAGAAGCAAUAUAAACUUGGGCAAUCUCCAACUAGUUCCUCCGAAGACAGGACCUCACAACCUAAACUGCCUGACAGCAUUAGACAAUUCAAAAAAAUGGGAAGAUGAAAUUGUCACUGGUACAGAAUAGAUGCUCUUUUGAGGUAGGAUUAAGAUACAUUGGAGGGGAAUAGUGGGAACUGUACCUUGCAUAAAACCUGUACUUGUUCUGAUCUGAGGGCAAAUGUUGCUGAUGCUGGCUUCAAAUAGUGGGAAUACUUUAAAUUUCCAUGAGUAGUUCAUUUUUGUCACUUUGAGAGCAGAAGCUGUCAAAUAUUCCAUUCCCCUAUCACCACAACACAAACCUUUAUGGGCAGGACUUACAGUUACGAGGAGAUAAAGGCCAUUGUUGAAACAGCUAGAUUGCAUUUUCUGGCUUUGGUGUAAACAUUCUACUCUGGCCUUCAUAGAAUUACCAUUGUCAGAACAGCUUUACCUGCAUCAGCAUGUUCAGGCUACACUUAUUCAAACUUGCUUCAUUCAAAUUAUCUGAUAAUUCAAUGUGUUUGCAGUACAUUCCAUACUUAAUUCAAAUUGGAUAACUCACAUUAACACGAAGAUGACUUUGAAUUAUUGAGUAGACUGUAACUUCCUUGUGAUUACAUGUGCAAAACUGUUUGCUAUUAAUGUUGAGCAAUCAUUUUCAAUUCAUGCAACAGACUUGAAAGACUUUGGGGCUAUACAUAAUAUCAAAAACAAAAUGCUGUUGCUCCUCAUUUUAAGCCCAUAAAAAAGUUAAUUACCAGUAGCUUAACACACAAGGGCAAAUAUACCCAAUGGUUGUCAAUAUUGUUUCAUUUUUACAUGCUUUUUUUUUCUCUCUCUGCUGAAGGCAUUAAGGCUUGGUGGGGUAGUUUCAUAACACAUGCAGCCCAUAUUACUGAUAUGCAACCUUUCAUGUACAAGUCCGAGACAGUGAAUGUUGGCAGGUUGUUCUGCCACAGGGAUCAAGACAGCCAAGCUCAUUCCUCUCCUUAUUUUAUCUUCACUUGACAUCCAGAAAAUAUGUAUUUGCCAACAACAGAGGUAACUGGGUAGCAAUCAGGAAUGGAAACCCUCUGAGAUUGUUUUCUUUCUGUUCCCCUUUCCUCACCUUAACCCAGAUCUGGUAGCCAGUUGUAACUGCCCAACUGUGAUCUGUUGAGGUGAAUUAAUUCACCAGGAAUUGAACCUGGAUCAAGAAUUCUAAAUCUGUACUGCAAAAUUCUGCAUCCAUUAGGGUAUCGGAGAAAAACCUUGAAACUGUACGUUAAUAAUCCAGUUUGUAAUAAAAACGUUACCAACAUUAGAAACUGGAAUUAAGUAAAUUCAGUGACUGCAUUUGUACUUCAUUGGUUGUAGAGUGCUUUGGGAUGUCAUGAAAGAUAUAAAUGCAAAUUCUUCCUUAAUGGGUCUGUUAAUGAACACCUGUUUCUUGAAUGUAGCUUUCAAUCGUUCGCCUUUGAUGCUCAAGUGAAGUGAGGUGUUUUUGUUAUUUUGUUGUAUAAGAAUAAGAAACUUGUCUCUUUAGCUUAAAGAAACACAAUAAAAGUUAAGCAGGUGACCAUACCAUAUUUGUAAGAAACCUGUCCCAAUCCAGUAUAGCCAAAAUGAAGGGACAUCCAUAACCAAUACCCAGAAAGUCUGAAAUGUGGCUAUAGGAUUGAAAGUCUGAGCCUAAGCUUUGUUUUCACAACCUUGUUGAAAGCAAAAUAUUUUGGCGUUGAAGGUUACAGUCACAACCCAAAAGAGAGCUAAAAUGAAGGCACUUGGCUACAUCAAUACUUUACAUGGCUAUCAUUGGAGAGAGAAUGUGCAUCUUCUUUUGUGUUCCAGUGUGAAAGAAAAGCUUUAUAAGACAACACAAUUUUACUUGGAAUUGCCUUUUUUUUUUAAUUUUCCCUGGUUUGUAUAGUACAGAGUUUAUUUAAAUCUGGGUUCUUCCACAGAACUUUAAUCUGCUUGUUUUCAAGAUGUAAAUUUUCUCAAUUAUUUCUUAUUGUCCAGUUUCUUCACAACUUUUGAUGUGGGGUUUACAGGUCAGAGUUACACAACAGCCACCAGUUUAAACCUUGGAGGAUGCUGUAAUGAGCCUGUUGUGUACUUUUGGUAGAUAAAUGCACUAUUGGAACUGUUGGCACAUUAUUGCUUCAUGCAGGCCUAUAAGUAUAUAUUUAUCGCAUUUGUCAGUGUUUUAUUUGUCUCUGUGAUAUUUCGGGUUGUGCUCGCUGGCUGAUUAUAACCAAUUUUAAUGUUAACAUAAACAACCAACCAGAAAUAUAAAUAAUUUAAUUAAACAAUUCAUUGAAGCAACCAAUAGGGGUGGAAAAGGGUAAUUACACACUGUUGAUAUGUGUCCAAAACCUAUUAUUGAGAGCACUGCUACAGCCCCUAAACACUAUUGCCUUGAAAUUGUGCCAUGUGAUACUUGCAUGUAAAAUAUUUGACCCCUCUGCAUUAUAUUCCCUUAUUUGCUACUAUAAUGGUGGUCUUAUCUGUUCACUUUAAUUGUUAAAAGCCACAUAAAAUUGCAUGCAAAGGAAUGUCAUAUGAAUGAGUUAAGCAUAUGUACACUGUUACGGCACAAUGUAAUUUCAAGGCUGUUGAUUUUGGAUCUAUAAAUUAAUUGUUCUGGGGCCUUAGGCAAGAAUAUAGUCAAACAAUUCCACAUGACUAAAGCCACAUUGAAUUAUUUGUUAAUCAGUUGAAUAUUCUUUUGCAACCAACCCAUGGCACAGCCCGAAUUAUGCUUAAUUGGUUGAGUAAUUCUAAAAUAAAGAAUGGUUACAGUAUGUUACGUCCAUCCAUCCCCAGCACACAGCUUGAUGACUUUGCAAAGUUGUCCUGAUCUUUUGAGGGUUAGGGCUUAUGAUUUGAAUGUAAAAUAAAUACUCCUGAUUGCUAGUAAUACACUGUGAGCAUUCCACAUCCAAAAAAAAGACACACGUUUGAUCCUAUGUCUUGAUUGUGUUUAUUGAUCUGAACCAGUGCAGCACUUGGAUGCUACAAGUGCCCAUUCCUCGAUGAAGGAACAGAAAAAUCAACCAGAGCGCACACUCCUGAUCACUAUAUAUUUUCUUGUAUUGAAAGGAGUGUGUUUGUGCGUGGAUGCCCAAGUCAGGACAGGAUGUCCCCUGGUCAAGGAUUCUUCCCGUUUUCCCUACCCACUUGCAUGAAUGGUCAUUUGGGUGAGGUGCCAGAGAGGUGCUGUCACCUGUUGAGCAGUAUCUCAGCAAGGAUCUGCACCUUUGCAAGAAAAGGGAAUUUUUAAAAAUCAGAUGCAUCUUUUAUGAAGGGUUAAAUUUUAUAUACAAAAGGUGGAAGUAACAAAUGGGUGAAGAUGUGAUGUAUUUAUUUUCAUUUAAUGACCUGGACUGUAGUGUUACAUUAUCAUUCUUAAGGGUAAAUAAAACUGUCUGAGACUAAAGCUUCUGUAAUAGUGUGUCUUGUAAAUGGACAUUGUCUUGACCAGCUUGUUAAUACGUUUUCAAUAAAAAGACAACCAGUA
Molecule: messenger RNA, 7478 nt
Organism: Carcharodon carcharias (great white shark)
Lineage: Eukaryota; Metazoa; Chordata; Chondrichthyes; Lamniformes; Lamnidae
Gene: vps53
Product: VPS53 subunit of GARP complex
Exons: 23
Coding region: 49-2631 (860 amino acids)
Biological process (GO): retrograde transport, endosome to Golgi
Cellular component (GO): GARP complex
Source: RefSeq, a predicted model, not a curated record